AUGAAGCUGAUGAUGGUCCUCUUCCUGGUUGCCUUCCCCAUGUACUGCUAUGCAGGUUCUGGCUGCCAACUUCUUCAGGAUGUGACUGAAAAAUGCAUUGAUCCUGGAGUGUCUACAGUUGAGCUGAAAGAAUUCAUUCAAAAGUACAUACCAGACAACAACACUGCAUUGGCUGUUGAUGAACUCAAACAAUGUUUUCUCAAUCAGUCAAAUGAAACUUUAGCAAAUGCCAACUUGAUGAUGAUUCUUCAGUGA
Molecule: messenger RNA, 255 nt
Organism: Choloepus didactylus (southern two-toed sloth)
Lineage: Eukaryota; Metazoa; Chordata; Mammalia; Pilosa; Megalonychidae
Product: mammaglobin-A-like
Exons: 3
Coding region: 1-255 (84 amino acids)
Biological process (GO): androgen receptor signaling pathway
Source: RefSeq, a predicted model, not a curated record